AGCCAGACCUCAAUCCAAUAACAUGCAGGGAGGUGAACACAUCUAAAAAAAAAAUUUUUUUUUUUAAUUUAAAACUGAACAACGUACAAUUUCAAAAAAAACCAAAAAAAAAAAGAGUCAAAAUUCCAAAUUUUUAGUGUUAGAAAAGUUGUAGUUUUUUUUUUGUGAUUUCGUUGCGAUGGACGAGGACAAAAGAUCGAGUGAUGGUGGUGAGCCAAAGCCACUGAGACCGGAACUCAUGCCCCUGGAGGCAGCGAUACCGAGACCCAGACCUUCUCUGAGCCAGGCGAAUUGGAAGCAAGUGCAGCGGGAGAUCGACCUGAAGGUGGCCGUGGCCAUGAAGGACUUCUACAACAUUCACUCGCAGGCGCUGCUCCGCGUGGAGCGCACUAUCGAGAAGGACCUGUUGCCCAAACUGGAGAGCAAUGCGACAGGGGACCUCAAGGAGAUUGCUGAUCUGGUGCGCCAGCUACUGAUACGUGUGGAGAACCUGCGACCGGUCUUCAGACUCCAACUGGACGAGGAAACGGCAAAGCAGGCGGUGGUCGACAAGCCACUCCAGGCGACGAGCGGCGUGCCGGUGGCGAGUCCAUCUCCAAACGCCGAUGAAAAGCCAGAGUCGGAGGGCACUACCACAGCCACCGCUGAUGUCAUCUUCCGGAAUACACGCUACACCGGCCAGACCGUCAGCGAAAGGGAGUUACCGGUGGUCAAGGAGCGACGCAGGCGACGCAAGACACAGGUCAGAGAUGACGGUGCCCAGAUCUCCGAAACCGAGGAAAGACGCCUCUACAAGGAACGCGAACGCGCCCAGUUCGAGGUCAACCUGGUGCUGCUCAAGAAGUCCCUCUUCUCACUGCACCUCAACCGCAACAAUCGCUACUGGCCGCACAACCGUCGGUCAUCCAGGGAGCCCAAAGGACCCAUCCAUCGGCCAAUCGAUCUGGCUUCGUUUUAGGGCUGGCCUACUGGAAGGAAAUAUCGAGCUUUUUCCUUUCAAUAUUCCACUCGUUUUUAGGCCGGUCGAUUGGUAUAUGAGCUAUGGUUAAUGUUAUGUUCCUGUGGUUCACCUCAAUUGAAAAUACAAAAGGUUGGGUGAAA
Molecule: messenger RNA, 1101 nt
Organism: Drosophila subpulchrella
Lineage: Eukaryota; Metazoa; Arthropoda; Insecta; Diptera; Drosophilidae
Exons: 1
Coding region: 179-958 (259 amino acids)
Source: RefSeq, a predicted model, not a curated record